CUGUGUUGUCAGCAGUAACCUCGUGGUGUCGUGGAAAUUUGUGUGUGACAUUCUCCAGGUAAUUUAUAAGCGUUUAUAAACUGCAAACAAGAAUAAGUGAAGAAAUGUGUUUCGGAAGUAAAUUAACAUGGUUAUGUUCAUAACAACUAAAUACCUGAGUUGUUUGUGCUUGUUUUUGGCCUGACCGGUAAAAUCGCUACGUGUAUCUAAGUAAAAGAAACGGCUGAGUGUGUGACGUGCUGUCAGGAGCAGUUUGUCUGCGAAGUAAUCUCCUCAUAUACUUCGUGGCUAACGAGAAAAGGCGGACAGUGAAAUUCAAAGGUUGUCCAUACUGUAGAACUGAAGCGAUGGACCAGGAGCCAACUAAGUGGAUAAAAAAAGAUGAAACUCAUGAAGUACAAACUGAGUUACACUUCAUAGCCCAAGAUUAUGCAUGCAGCAUGAAUGUAAAAGAAGAGUUGGAGGAGGGUGUGAAUAAAGAGUUUCUUGAAGACCCAUUAAAGGCUGGCGACCCUAGUGUUUGCGUAAAGCAAGACCCCGAACUGAAACACCGUGCUGCUGUAUCUGAGCGUAAUUCGGUUGAAGAUCCAUUGGGAAUAUCUUUGUCCACUGAUUUUAUCAAGGAGGAUCCUGAAUUAAAUAUAACUGAGAAUACUGUGGAAACCUCAACAAGAUGUGCAUCUGAUAGUGCAAGAUUUACUCAGACUACUGGUGGGAGUUGCAGCAUAUCAUGUGAAGAAACUUGUCACCAUAGACUGGUCCAGGAUGAGUUGAUGAUAGACAUGGAGAAGUCAACACAAGGGUUCAGUACCAAUACAGAAGAUGUGACUAUUGAUAAGGAAUGCUCAGUUGCCACCAAAUAUGACUGUAGUAAGAGGGAAAAGGAAUUACAUGUAUAUAGCUGUAAUUUCUGCCAACAGAGCUUUACUUCAAAAUACAGACUCAUAAUGCAUGUGUUUAUGCACAUUGAUGGAACGCAACCACCUUCGUAUGUUUGUAAGUGGUGUGGUGAGGUAUUUCACAGUAAUGUUGGCUUGAAAAAGCAUAUGACAAUGAGUGAGAAUUGUCAAGUUUUAACUGCUGACAGUCAUGAAAAAUAUGCACAUAGUGAUGAGCAUCAAACCACUACCUCGUUGGAUAGCGAGGCAGAAGUUUCUGUCACAGAACACAAUGACCAGUCUUCAUGUAAGGAAACUUGGAAAGAUUCAAAGAAGCCCUCUAAUGACAUAUGUAACACACAUAUGACAAAUGAUAGAGAGAAAACAAGUAAUUAUGGAACUUUGUCUAUAGCUGUUAAUGUCAGCGCCCAGGCUGAUCUACUUACUGCCAACAGAACUGACAGAUGUGGUAUUUGUGGCAAAUUGUUUGCUAGGUCAGGUGAUCUCGAGAGACAUGUUUCCAUUCAUACUGGGAAAAGACUUCACAAAUGUGAUAUUUGUGAGAAAUGGUUUGCCCAGUCACGUUAUCUAAAGGCUCACAAAUUAAUUCACACUGGAAAGAAACCUUACAUGUGCGAGAUUUGUGGGAAACCUUUUACUAUGUUAGGUGGUCUUAAGAAACAUUCAUUACUUCACACUGGAAAUAAACCUCACAAAUGUGAGAUUUGUGGGAAAUCAUUUACUAUAUUAGGCAAUCUUAACAAACAUAUAUUAAUUCACACUGGCAAGAAACCUCACAAAUGUGAGAUGUGUGGGAAAGCUUUUGUGUUUUCAAGCUAUCUGAAGGCACACUCAUUAAUUCACAAUGGAAGGAAACUUCACAAAUGUGAGAUUUGUGGGAAAUCUUUUACUAUAUUAGGUAAUCUCAAGAAACAUUUAUUAAUUCACACUGGAAAUAAACCCCACAAAUGUGAGAUUUGUGGGAAAUCUUUUGCUAGGGCAGAUCAUUGCAAGACACACACAUUAUUUCACAUUGGAAAUAAACGUCACAAAUGUGAGAUUUGUGGGAAAUCUUUUACUAUAUUAGCCAAUCUUAACAAACACUUAUUAAUUCACACUGGAAAGAAACCUCACAAAUGCGAGAUUUGUGGGAAAUCUUUUGCUGCGUCAGGCUAUCUCAAGAAUCAUGUUUUAAUUCACAGUGGAAAGAAACCGCAUAAAUGUGAGAUUUGUGGGAAAUCUUUCACUAUGUCAAGCCAUCUCAAGAAACACGUAUUAAUUCACACUGGAAAGAAACCCUACAUGUGCGAGAUUUGUGGGAAAUCUUUUACUAUGUUAGGUGAUCUAAACAAACAUGUAUUAAUUCACACUGGAAAGAAACCUCACAAAUGUGAGAUUUGUGGGAAAUCUUUUACUGUAUUAGGCAAUCUUAACAAACAUGUAUUAAUUCACAAUGGAGAGAAACCUCACAAGUGUGAGAUUUGUGGGAAAUCUUUUACUAUGUUAGGUGAUCUCAAGAAACACUCAUUAAUUCAUACUGGAAAUAAACCUCACAAAUGUGAGAUUUGUGGGAAAUCUUUUGCUAGGGCAGAUAAUUGCAAGACACACUCACAAUUUCACACUGGAAGUAAACGUCACAAAUGUGAGAUUUGUGGGAAAUCUUUUACUAUAUUAGGCAAUCUUAACAAACAUUUAUUAAUUCACACUGGAAAGAAACCCCAUAAAUGUGAGAUUUGUGGGAAAUCUUUUACUAUGUUAGGUGAUCUCAAGAAACAUGUAUUAAUUCACACUGGAAAGAAACCUCAUAAAUGUGAGAUUUGUGGGAAAUCUUUUACUAUAGUAGGCAAUCUUAACAAACACGUAUUAAUUCACACUGGAGAGAAACCUCACAAAUGUGAGAUAUGUGGGAAAGCAUUUGCGUUGUCAUGCUAUCUGAAGGAACACACAUUAAUUCACACUGGAAAGAAACCUUACAUGUGCGAGAUUUGUGGGAAAUCUUUUACUAUGUCAGGUAAUCUCAAGAAACAUUCAUUAAUUCACACUGGAAAGAAACCUCUCAAAUGUGAGAUCUGUGACAAAAGUUUCACUUACUUGGAUACUCUCAAGACACAUGCAUUACUUCACGUCAGAAAGAAAAUGUAAUUAUGUGUUAGUUUACACAAAUAGGUUUUCGUGGUUGGUGCCCUGAAGGCCUAUAAAAUAAUGUAUGUACCAGGGGACAAUAAAUUGUACUUUCGGUGAAAUAACUUUAAAAUCUAGUAGAAUUGUGAAAAAACUUGUAAUGAUGUGUACUAUAGAGUGCUAACAGAUAAUGUGACAAAAAAUUCAUAUAUGUAGCUUCAGAUGCCAUGAAAUCGUAUUACCAAAUACUCAAGAUACAUGAAUCAAAUAUGUUUUUGUCAUUAGCACUGCUGCUUUUUCCUAUUACCUUGUGACAAGAAGAUUGUGAAUUGUGAUAAAUCCUUACAUUUGUCAGUAAUCAUAAGUAUCUUGCAAUAUUCAGUAUAAGGCCAAGGAAAUGUGAUGACUUGCUGCUUAAUAUUCCAAACAAAGUCAUCAUGUAGUACAUGUAACUCUGUAUUUUAGAAAUAGUGACUCUAAAAAGCACUUGCUUCAUCGAGGCUAGUAAACUCAAUACUGGAGAAACAUGAUUAUAACAAUUAUUUUACUCAGAUAUGUUUUCGCAAGAGACUUGGUGUGUCAUUAAUAGUGUGUACAUUUGUGUUCUGUUGGUAGUAAUCCUGCAUUAGUAAACGUAACAACAAAUAUAAGAACCUGCUUAAUAGCAUAUUUGGCCACCUUUGGAAUACAGUAGUUUGAAAAUUCUAAAUGAUAUGGACUUGACACAUCAUUUACAUGUUUCUGGGUGUAUGUUGCACCAGUUGUAUUCCACACGUUUAGAUUAGCUAAAUGGUAUGGUCAAGACAUCAGUGUUAGUUACCAUGCUACUCAGACCAUGCACAUGUGACAUGGACAAUUAUCCUGCUGAAAGAUGCCUCCACUAUGGGAGACCACACCAGGAAUGAAGGAAUCCAUGCAGUUGCAAUAAAUGUCACGUAGUCUGCAACUGUCAUGAUGCCUUCUGUUGCUAACAGGUGUCCCACAGGAGCCAAAGUGACUGCCCCCAUAGCAUAAUGGGCCCUCUAUUUGGUGCCAUUCAUUUAGAUGAUAGCAUAUCCGGAUGUGCAACUGACCUGGUGUAACAGGAAAUGUCACCCAUCCUGACAGUUAACAUUUGAAUUGACCCUCACUCCAGCCUCAAUGAUCCCUUGCCCACUGCAGUUGCAAGUGAACAUUUUGGUGGAAUCGGUAUGGAAACAUACAGUGACCAUAUGUUCCAGAGCCACACGUUCCACAAUGUACAUUGAACUGUGAGUUCCAAAACGUGUAUGGCUGCCCCAGCGUUGUUUUCUGUCAUUAGAUAUGUCACAUGUUGCCACAUACCCAGCUUUACAGAGCAGGCAAGCUUCUGACCUCCAUACUUUGUGAAGAAGUAUAGAUGUAUUACAUCUUAUCAUAAUGUUAUGGACUUAUUACCUUUCAGCCAAUUUCCUCAGAUGUUCACAACACUAGCAUAGAUCCAUUGUACCAUUUUUUGAGGUGCUAGUUCCCAACUGCAAUGCCACUUUAACUUGCCCUUUGCUAAAGUCAUUUACAUCAUUAAAUUUACAUGUUUGCAGCUCAUCUUACUGAUAGACCAAAAAGUGUAAAUAUCUGGUCUGCUUAUAUACUUGUAAACUGCUUAUUGCAUCAUGUGCAUACAACAUGGUGUUCAUUCUUCUCAUGAACAGUGUUCUUGACAUUUUUGCCCAUCAGUGCAUCUUCAUUUAAAUGGGUCAGAUGCGGAAAUGUGUAAUCUAAGAAAUUCAUCAUGCUUGGUUGCCAUUUACACUAGUGCACAAUAGCUAUAUUUUUUGUGAAAUAUUUUUGUUUCACAAAGCUCUGUACAUAAUUCAGAGAUAAUAUAGGUAAGUGUUAUCCACCAAAGCUCUUAAUUACUUGUUCAGCAUCUAAUACUGCGUAAGUUCUACAAAAAAAAAAAAAAGAAAUAGGUAAACAAACAUUAGGUGUUAUGAUUUGAUUCCAGUUUUUUUUAUACACAAGAACAACACGUGAGAGAGCUCAGAACGUGAGCACUAAAUAUUUCUUGUAUUAUAUUCAAAGAUGAUUCCAUUGUGGAUAUUUUUCUUAAUUUGUGGUAAAUAUACAUGAGGUUUUUGGAAAAUUGUACUUAUGCUUCAGUUUCAAUUUCAGAACGAUUGUUUGUAAUUUUGAUUUCCUACCUAUUUGUUAUUGUCGAAAGUGGUUUAGUAUGUUUCAUCAUAUGUGUAACAAUGGGAGAUAGUUAUAAUUAAGUGAUUGGCACUGUUCUGUGUUGCUACACUUCAGCUGUGACACUUUGUAGUGAUAUGAUUACAUUGUAUUUCAUCUUUCCCAUGAUAGUACAUCCACAACUGCUGUAUUGGUUAUUCAUAAUAGACAACAUCCACAUUCAUUUGUAUUAAAUA
Messenger RNA from Schistocerca serialis cubense, 5386 nucleotides. RefSeq names its product zinc finger protein 493-like. Gene Ontology annotation, molecular function: RNA polymerase II cis-regulatory region sequence-specific DNA binding; DNA-binding transcription activator activity, RNA polymerase II-specific. The record is from RefSeq and is a predicted model, not a curated record. NCBI's taxonomy places the organism in Eukaryota, Metazoa, Arthropoda, Insecta, Orthoptera, Acrididae. Gene Ontology annotation, cellular component: nucleus. The transcript is spliced from 8 exons. Gene Ontology annotation, biological process: regulation of transcription by RNA polymerase II. The coding region runs from base 348 to 3020 and encodes 890 amino acids.